Messenger RNA from Liolophura sinensis, 4039 nucleotides. RefSeq lists its product as uncharacterized. The transcript is spliced from 3 exons. The record is from RefSeq and is a predicted model, not a curated record. Bases 1 to 450 code for a protein of 149 amino acids. Lineage: Eukaryota; Metazoa; Mollusca; Polyplacophora; Chitonida; Chitonidae.
AUGAGGGAGAUGAAAUGCAAACAGGCUGAGCAGGAGCAGAAACGAUUAGAGGAAAUGUUAAUCCGGCAGAAGGAGGAAGAGGAGAGACGGCUGGAGGAGGAGAGGAUGUUGUAUGAGAUGGCUGAACAUGAGAGGAUAGCUUACGAGAAAAAGAAAAAGGAAGACGCUGAGAGACGGAAAAAAGAGGAGGAGGCCGCAAGAAUUCGGCGUGAGGAAGAAGCUGCGCGUGCCCUGGAAGAAGCACGGAAGUUGGCCGAGGAAAUGGCUCGGAAACAAGCGGAACUGGAGGCAAGGUUAAAGUUCAACCGGGAGCUAAUGCUAGAGGCCAAAGGUCUAGGUCACACACAGGAUAUUACGCGAGCUUUUGUCUACUCGUAUUUCGAACUCCUGCAGUGGUUAGGCCUGGACAUCCCAGAAUUUGACUUGCAGAAACUUCAAGCUAAGUUUUGACCUAUUUUAUGUGUUACUUGUGUUAUGACUUGAUUUGCAAGGCUAUGUUUUUCAAUCAUUUUCAUGAUUUUGACAUUCAAAAUCUUUUGAAAUGUUUUUAAUGUUUCGAAAUGUUAAGAGACAGUGUUAGAGUCUGCAAAUUGCUGGAUGAUUGGCAAUGUUUCGAAAUGUGUAGCAUGGUUGUUGUUGUUUUUUUUUACUUCAUUUUUUUCUUGUUAUGAUUUUUCCAUUGCCUUAUUCUUUUGAACAAUUCAUUUAUCACUUUACAAUGAACUAAAUCUCGACCAUUUUAUGUCUAAAGUUGUGAAGAACUGCAUUCUGAUCAAGUUUCACCAUAUGCAACACUGCUCAGACUUUUGCUCAACCUGUGCCAGUGUUUUAGUUAUUCAUAAGGCGCAUAUUCUAAUUGUAUCUGUCAUUUAUUUUUUGAGUUUUGUCAUUUUCAUUAAAUUUUCUCGUAGAGGGGAUAUGUUUACAUGUAUUUCAUUUGUACACUAACUUGUUUUUUUAUUUAAUACAAUUACGUGUUGUGCUCAAACACCUUUUACCAUCUGAUAUGAUAUGGCAGUUGUUUAACCAUAUUACACAUGUUGUUGUUCACUAGUUGUCUUCAGUCAGAAAUCUGAUAAAUUUUGUCUUUAAAACCUUUUACCACUAAUGCCUUUUAUACUGUUUAUGUAAAAACAUGUGUAUUUUUUUUCCUUUUGGUUUACUCCCAGUUUUCUUCAUCCAUAAACCUGAUCACAUGAGUUAUAAUACAUAUGCAUAUGUGUUGUCAGAUAAAUUCAUAAAUUGGUUUGCUUUUUGCUUGUGACGCGUAACUCUGAAAAUUGCUCAGAUCUUCUGGUUGAUCAACCAGUUUUUUGAUAUCCUAUUUGUUAACAUGGACCAUCCACUCAGUGACAUCCAUUUUUUUGUGGAUGUUACAACUAUUGAAAUUUGUGCUUGUUUCCAUAUGGGAUUUAUUAAAUAUUAAAUAUUUUUUUAUUAUGAUUGUCCAAGUGCCUGAUGCUGUGUAAUGAUGAACUUGCUGAUUUGAAAAUGCUGACUUUAAUGCAUCUGUGAUAAAUUUACAAACUGUUUAUGAACUCUACAUGUUGCAUUAAUCAUUAACAGUAUUAUAUAUAUGGAAGUUAAAAACAGAAAUACAACUUCAGCAAAGAAAUGAGGCCAGGGUAACAAAGCAGAACACCUGUUUAGCUGUCACAGUCUAGAGCUGAAGGAAGUACUUGAUUAUAUCGGCAGACACUAAAAUUACCAGGGACGUGUUUCACAAAGGUAUUUGAGCUUUAGCCGAAAGUUGUACCCUAUUUCCUCGACCUUUUCGCAUAUGAAAGAGCAAUUAUCAGUGAAAUUUCAUUUGAUUUUAGGAACAAAGCUACAUUGGUUGGAUUAGCCAAUUUCAGAGCUUCACAAAAAGUGUAAUUUUAUCAGUCUGCACCCAAUAUUACCUUCAGAGUAAGCUUGAAUAAACAGCUUGCAAUUAUGCAAAAAGGGCGAAGAAUUACUGUAAUCCAAAUUAAACUCGUAAAUAUAUAGAUUCAGUCGAUACAAUUUCGAUUUUAAACAUUUCAGCAUAGCCAGUGUAAAUGUGACAAACUUUAACUUAUGCCGACAUAGAAGGAACACAUCGAAUUUGAUUGAGAUUGUGUUAAAGGGUAUACAGGUAAAACUUUCAGCAGCCCAAAUCACAACUCACAGAAGGAAUCAUGGACUGGGUAAAAAACGUUACAGUAUUAUUGAAAUCCAUAUUUUCUAUCCAUGAGUGUACAGUGUUGGAAAGGGCAAAAUAAAACUAUGUUGUAAGUUCAUAAUAUUAUAAUGUACUUGUCAAAUGACUGCUGGGUUAGAAGUUUGAACAGACUUAUUAAAAGUAGAUAUACAGGUAGAUAUAAUGUGAAAGAUACUGUACAUGUAUUAACUGUUAGGAGAUUUGACCUUUGCAAUGAAGGUCAUAAAACUGUUUUAAAACUAAAACUGAGCACUUUAUUUAUCAGAGAAACAUGGCUUCAAUCAUUAAUUAAAUCUUCACACUUUUAUUAUCGCUUGUCUGUGAUCUUGUUGUAAUUAAUUUAUUGAAUGAUUGCCUGUAGUCUUCAACAUUGCAGUUUAUCCAACGAUCUUCAUCAUGCUUUGAGUAAAUUGAGUGUUAAUUUAAUCAAAUUAAAAUGAUAUAGAUUUAAGCUUACUGGGAAGUGUGUGAUAUUUUGAUAUUGGUGGAAGGAACCUGUUUCAGUAUUUUCAAGUUUUGAAUUAAAAUUUUAUGUUUUAUUGCUCUUCUACAUUUUUUAAGUAUCACUUAAAUUAUGAAAAUUGAGUUUGAUAUGGCUGAAUUUUUAUGCAGUUUUAUAUUUUUAUGUGCUUCAUAAGUGGAAAAACAUGUAUGUUGUCCUAUGCUGCUAGUAAGAGUAGUAUUACCUAACUUACAGUAUUAAGCUUAUUGGUGUGAUUUUAAUGCAUGACAUUUCUAUCUUUAAUUCAUUGAUAUCUAUAAUAAUUGAUAUUUCGGACAGGUACAGGGUUGAUUAAAAGUGAUACUUCCAUUGACGUGGAAAUUUAAGAUAACAACCUAAACUUCAAUACAUUUACAUUAUAUGAUAUGCAGGAAUUGUUUGCUUCGCGUGUCUUAUAGUCUUAUUGCUGGAGUAAAGCUUUCAGCAUGCAUGCACUCUGUUUACCACUCUGACAACGAAAGAAAGUUAUGUCUUUGUUUAGUUUACGACUUAUUUUUUUAUUUAUUUAUUUGAUUGGUGUUGUACGCCGUACUCAAGGAUAUUUUACUUAUAAAAAUACGGCAGCCAGUAUUAUGGUGAGAGUAAACCGGGCAGAGCCUGAUGGAAACCCACAAUCAUCCGUGUACGGUCGGAGAGGAAGCCAGCAUGAACUGGACUUGAACUCACAGCGACCACAUUGGUGAGAGGAUCCAGGAUCAUUACUCUGUGCCAGUGCGCUAACUAAUUGACAUAUUUUUUCAGAAUGUUAGCGACAGAGAACCCCGACUUAUUUUAGAAUUUCAACAUGUGUACAGGUGAAAGUGAUAAUGUUACUGUCCUCUGCAUUGUUGAUUCUGGCAUGUUGAUGGUAUAUUUUGUUGGCAUGACAAAACGUUACUGGUGGUGUCUGAUGAAUCAAAUGUACAUAGCAAAUGUACAUUGUGGGUAAAUGUACACAUGGCGGAGAUGUUUUUUGGGGGUGGUCACAUUUAAGCAUGAAAUGUUGAAAGUGCUCUGCAGGUGUUGUUGAUAGCCUUCUUAUAAUUAAUAAUAAUAAAUUUUAGUACAUUUCCCCAGAGGGUAAAAACACAAAAAAUCAGCAGGUUCUUCUUGAGACUCUCAAUGACAUAGUAUAUUAUACAGUACACAUGCUUAAUACAAAAAUAGUAGGAUAAAGAAUGUCCAAAGCAAAGUUCAAAACUGUAUAUACUGAAGCAGCCCUAACAUGGUACACAGCAUAUUGCAUGCAUAGAGGUACACCUGUCAGAUACAUUGUUAAUGAUGAUUACAUUCAUGAGUUGUGUUGUAGACAUGAAUGGUUGAGCAGAACACGGGGCCUCCGUGGCUCAGUCGAUUAGCACGCUAGCGCAGCGUAA